Molecule: messenger RNA, 711 nt
Organism: Malaya genurostris
Lineage: Eukaryota; Metazoa; Arthropoda; Insecta; Diptera; Culicidae
Exons: 2
Coding region: 1-711 (236 amino acids)
Source: RefSeq, a predicted model, not a curated record
AUGGAGCAUCUCAACGACCUUGAUUUGGCAGAUGACGUUGUUCUAGCAUCGCAACGGUGCUCUGGCAUGCAGAGUAAGCUCAACGAUCUCGUCGAGCGCUCCUCAGCGGCGGGUCUCAACAUCAACGUCAGCAAGACUAAAUCGUUGGAUGUCAACGCGGCCAAUCCAUCCAACUUUACGGUAGCUGGUCAGGUAAUGGAUAAAGUUGAAAGCUAUCAAUAUCUUGGCAGUCAGAUAGCGUCAGACGGUGGGACCAAGAGCGACAUAGGCGCGCGGAUUAAGAAAGCAAGCGAAACCUGGGGUAUAUCAGCUGAAAGCACGCUUAAGUUGCAGGUGUUCAUCAACCGAUGUCUGCGGUACAUAAUUCGUACCUGGUGGCCUGACAAUUGGAUUUCGAAUGCCGAGCUCCAUCGUCGUUGUCAUCAAAAGCCGAUAUUGACUGAAAUUCGGGAACGUAAGUGGCGAUCGGUCGGACACUCACUUCGAAAAAGCGGAAAGGAAAUCUGCAAGCAAACGCUGGACUGGAAUCCAGCUGGACAUCGCAGCAGAGGAAGACCUAGGGGCUCAUGGCGGCGGAGCCGAAACAAGAAAUUUAAGCGAGUCGAACAGAAUUUGACCUGGGCUCAGGUCAAGGUGAAGGCAAACAAUCGCCCAGGGUGGAAAUCUUUCUCGUUGGCCCUUUACACCACUGCCGGUGCGCAGGACACAUAA